AUUCAUUUCAUUUUCCGAUUUUGCCGAGAUUUUGUCAAGAGUAUAAAAUUUUAAUUUUAAUUAAAUCGUACAAGUAUUACUAUUGGAUAUUGUUAAUGAUUUAAAGAAAAAUAUUGACUUCUUAUUUAAUUUGUUCAUAUAGUGAAACAAUAUUAAACAGUACAGGAAAAUAAUCCCAAGUCAAGAGACCCAAACUAUAUCAAAAUGAGUUUAAAAUUAAUUUUUCACUUGGUUGCUGCAGUGCAUUUCUUUUACGGGUGCUAUUAUGACUUCGUGUACGUUAAGUUUCCAGUCACUAAAACAUCGCCAACCCCUUUUGGGGGAAAGUUCAAAUACUUGACCUAUCUCGAUGCGAUGAUACUGACAGUGUACUUCAUACUAGCCUUACUGAAUGAUCUGAUUGGCUCCAAUGAACCAAAUCCUAGUCAUAAGCCAUGGAUUCGGCGCAUCAAGGACACAUUGUUUUGUUCUCUAGCCUUCCCUGUGGCUAUGUUUGUGGGAACCACAUUCUGGGGCAUCUAUGCUGUAGACAGAGAGCUGAUCCUACCCCGCACUAUGGAUGAGUUCUUCCCAACAUGGCUGAAUCAUGUCAUGCAUACUAACAUUGUUGCCUUUAUUCUCACUGAACUGCUUACAUCAUUCCGAAUGUACCCAAAGAAGAAAGUGGGUUUGUCAAUUCUUAGUGUUUUCAUGUUGAGCUAUGUGGUGUGGGUGCAUGUCAUCUACUUCAACACCGGUAGCUGGGUUUACCCAAUUCUUUCAGUUCUUAAUUGGCCACUUAGAAUUGUAUUCUACAUCUUCAACUUAGUGCUUGUGUGUGUAUUCUAUUCUCUUGGUGAGAAUCUCAACAAAAUUCUCUGGUCCCGUCAAAUUGAGAAGUCAGUUAAAUCAGGAAAGAAGAAAGCCAAAUAAGUAUGUUACUUUGCAAUACAACAUUACUAAAAAUUAAAUUCGCUUCUGUAAUUAUAAGUAUGUUUGGGGUAGAUAAAAUAGGUUGGGUUUGCUGUAAGUCUGUUCAAAUGGCGAUAAUACAUUAACUGUAAGGGUUUUAGGGUUUCACAAUGUAGUACUCAUGUUAAGAAAUUGGUUGUGAUUGAUGUCUUGAAAUAAGAACUUGUAUAAAUGGCCUCUCUAUUAGUAAAACCAAUAAUCAUCACUCAAUACUUUGCAUUCCAUGUAUUCAGAGUUAAGCUUUUAUAAAUAUUUUUUAAUCUGUAA
Molecule: messenger RNA, 1218 nt
Organism: Plutella xylostella (diamondback moth)
Lineage: Eukaryota; Metazoa; Arthropoda; Insecta; Lepidoptera; Plutellidae
Product: androgen-induced gene 1 protein
Cellular component (GO): membrane; endomembrane system
Source: RefSeq, a predicted model, not a curated record